This is a messenger RNA of Verruconis gallopava, 1050 nucleotides long. RefSeq lists its product as uncharacterized. The record is from RefSeq and is a predicted model, not a curated record. Bases 1 to 1050 code for a protein of 349 amino acids. The transcript has 2 exons. Lineage: Eukaryota; Fungi; Ascomycota; Dothideomycetes; Venturiales; Sympoventuriaceae.
AUGGAGUUCCAAUUUCAUUCUGUGAGGUCAAAGCUGACCCAGAUUAACAGAGUAGGAAAGUCCGGUCUCCAAGUCUCAAAGGUGAUCUUGGGAUGUGCUGGAUUUGGCUCAGCCGCUUGGCAAGGCUGGGUGAUGGAGGAGGAAGAGGCGCUUCCGAUACUGAAGUACGCCUUUGACAAAGGCAUCAACACUUGGGAUACGGCGGAUGCGUAUUCCAAUGGUCGGUCAGAGGAGAUUGUGGGCAAAGCCUUAAGGAAGUACGACAUUCCGCGCGAACAGGUCGUAAUAAUGACCAAAAUCUUUUACGCGCUGGAUCCAGUUGGGCAAUCUUCAAUCUCACAGAACAUGGACAAAUCGAAAAGACAUCUCGUCAAUCGUGUUGGCCUGUCCCGGAAACAUGUUCUGGCGGCCGUUGCAGAGAGUGUCAAACGUCUUGGCACAUAUAUCGACAUACUCCAAAUCCAUCGACUAGACCGAGAUGUUCCAGCGAAAGAGAUCAUGAAAGCGCUCAACGAUGUGGUGGACAGCGGCCAGGUCCGUUACUUAGGCGCAAGCUCCAUGGCGACCUGGGAGUUCCAGAAGCUGCAAUAUACAGCAGAGACCCAUGGCUGGCACAAGUUCAUUUCUAUGCAGAAUUAUUAUAACUUGCUGUAUCGGGAGGAGGAGCGUGAGAUGAUCCCUUUUUGUCGAGAUGAUGGCGUGGGGAUCUUGCCGUGGAGUCCGUUAGCAAGAGGCGUGCUCGCCAGACCAUGGACCAGCAAAGGGAACAGGGAGGAGACAGAUGCACUGCUAAAGAACAUGAUGCGAGGCAAGCAGAGCCUAGCCGACGAGAUAAUCGUGAAUCGUACAGAGGAGCUUUCAAAGAAGCACUCAGUUCCGAUGGCUGUAGUUGCGCUUACAUGGAGCAUACAGAAAGGCACAUAUCCGAUUGCAGGUCUCGCAACCAAACAAAGAAUAGACGAGGCAAUAGAUGCAGUUGCAUUCAAGCUGACUGAUGAUGAGAUGAGCUACUUGGAAGAACCAUAUAUACCACGAGAAGUAAUGUAUUGA